GAGCGCGGCCAUGGCGUACGGCGGCCUGGCCGUGCCCAUCAUCGUCAUGAGCGUGUUCUGGGGGGUGGUCGGCGGCGUCCUGCCCUGGCUCGUCCCCAAGGGCCCGAACCGCGGGAGAUAAUGGCUUCUUAAUCUCUCUUCCUCUCUCUGACACUCCCUCUACUCCACAGAGUUAUCAACACCAUGCUGGUCACCUGUGCUGUGUGCUGCUACCUGUUUUGGCUGAUUGCAAUUCUGGCUCAGCUCAACCCUCUCUUUGGGCCGCAGUUAAGCAAUGAAACAAUCUGGUACCUUAGAUAUCACUGGCCUUGAGGAUGUGUGUGCUGUGCUGCACUUCAUUGGCAGGUGAAGAACAGAUGAAAAACUCCACUGACCCAAAGGUGCCCUUUCUGUAGCUGGUUGGAUAUGAAGCCUGCACUAAUGCCUUAAUCUUUCUCAUGUUCUUCAAGUGGCUUCUUCUAAAUCCUGGUGUUUUUUCCUACUAUUCCAUUUAACAGAGUACCUAAUGCAAUUUAUACUCUUCUUUGGUACUGUCAAUUUUUGAUGUUAACUCCAGAUGUGAUGAAAAUUUCUGUUUUUACGGGUCAUGCAAUUACAUUUCCUGUUCAUUUUAUCUGUAAUAACUCUUUAUAUUUGCAGGUCUUAGUUUGUCUGUCAUUGUGCUUUCAACCCUGUUCUGUUUGCACUGGACAAAAAUGUGUGCAAUAAACUGCGUAGGGAGAGGAGAAAGAUUGGUACCACGUGCUGAUGGCAAUUUUUUUUUUUUCCAAAUGAAUUGUAUUCUUGAGAAAUCUGGCCUUAAAUUUCUCAUGCCUGGAAAUAAAACUAAUCCUCUGCU
This is a messenger RNA of Taeniopygia guttata (zebra finch), 838 nucleotides long. RefSeq names its product ATPase H+ transporting V0 subunit e1 (gene ATP6V0E1). The record is from RefSeq and is marked validated. Lineage: Eukaryota; Metazoa; Chordata; Aves; Passeriformes; Estrildidae.